AUGGCCUCUCUCUACAAUAUUGACACAGUCGCAAUUAGGCAACAACAGGUGAUACUCACCUCUGUCGACGACUGGAUCCUUUGGCUUAAGAUCUGCAUGCUUACGGCCAAGAAGCUUGGUAUUAAGGACUAUGUUGACCCUAAGAAGGAUAGAUCAGAUCUGCUCAAAGUCGUCCACACUCCUCUGCCAGCAUGUGGUGGACGUGGUGGACGCGGUUGUGGCCGCGGACAAGGUGGUCGAACGAAUGGACAACGCCCAACUCCCACAUGCCUUUGUGGUGAGAAACACUGGUAUAGUGAUUGCUUCUAUAUUAACAAAGAGGCAAAGUCUCAACUAUCUACCUUCUAA
Molecule: messenger RNA, 348 nt
Organism: Didymella exigua CBS 183.55
Lineage: Eukaryota; Fungi; Ascomycota; Dothideomycetes; Pleosporales; Didymellaceae
Exons: 2
Coding region: 1-348 (115 amino acids)
Source: RefSeq, a predicted model, not a curated record